Kazachstania africana CBS 2517 is the source of this 636-nucleotide messenger RNA. It is a transcript of the gene KEI1, whose product is annotated as Kei1p. Bases 1 to 636 code for a protein of 211 amino acids. Gene Ontology annotation, molecular function: inositol phosphoceramide synthase regulator activity. Gene Ontology annotation, cellular component: Golgi membrane; inositol phosphoceramide synthase complex. The transcript is spliced from 2 exons. NCBI's taxonomy places the organism in Eukaryota, Fungi, Ascomycota, Saccharomycetes, Saccharomycetales, Saccharomycetaceae. Gene Ontology annotation, biological process: inositol phosphoceramide metabolic process. The record is from RefSeq and is a predicted model, not a curated record.
AUGAGAACGACCUCUUUUAGUUUACCAAAAUCCUUUCUAGGUGUACUGCCAUUAUAUCUAGCCGUCGAGAUAGUAUUAGGUAUAACAGCAUUCAACAAGGUCAGUGGUGCCUUUGGUAUUUUAGCGUUAUUCACUGGCCAUCCAUUGGCGUUUAUGCAAUGGGUUUUCUAUUUAUGGUCAACUGUCACCUUGUUCGUCUUUGCGCAAGGUUUAUUUGAAAUCCAUAAACCAAAUAUUUUAACGUUUUCACAGAUAUUUGUCUUUUACUCCAUCGACACACUGUGCAAUUGCUUUUUCACACUAUGGUUUACUGGUGACUGGUUUAAUGUCGAGAGUCAAACUGAAGCUGCAGUUGGAUCCACUAUAACGAAACGUACCGAAGAUAUAUCAAGUCAAGGUGCCUCACAAGGUUACGAAUACAGUAUGACAAUUUUUAUCACGUUAACUUCUUUAGUCUUUAGAUUCUAUUUCAAUUUUAUCUUAGCCUCAUUUGUUCAAGAACUGUUACGCCAUCCAAAAUAUAUGUUUGAUCAAGAUGACAUUGAACAAGAUUUGAAAAAUAAGUCAAUUUGGAAAAGAUGGUGGCUCAAAUGUCAGAAGAGUUGUUACAAAUUGUGUAAAAAUCUACUAGCUUGA